UGCACUUCAAAAGUGAUGCCUAAUGUAUCUAGAGCAAAACAUUUGACACUUAAUAAAUUUUUUUCCUCAGUUUUUGAAAGAAAAACUCACACACUUAAUGAAAUUUUUGUCCCUCCAAAUCCAAAACCCAAUCUUAGCCUUCAUCUCGAUCCCCUUUCAGAAUCCUCCAAAGCUCACCAUCGAAGAAACACUCUCGCUACAGAAACCCUCUCACUCACCACUCACCGUCGCUUCUCUUCGCCCUCCUCCUCGUCGUUGCGCCGCCCUUACCAUCAUCAUCUCGUCGCUGCACCGUCCUUACCUUCGCCAACCCUGUCGUGCACAACUCUCACCUUCGCCAUUCUUACCAUCGCUGUUGACCGUCGCCACCCAGUAACCACUCACCGCCAGUCACCACUCACCGUUCACCAUCGUCGCUCAUCACCUUUGCCAUUGUCACCACUGCACAGACCAUCGCUCUUCUUCGCCGUUCUACACAAAUCAUCGCUGCGCCGCCCUCACCAUCGUCAUCUCCGUGCUUCUCAUCAUCGUCAUCUCCGUGUUGAUUAUGCCAAACUCACUAAGCUUCUCAAGAACCUUAUGGAAAAGGUUUCUACUAUGAAGAAUACAGAGCAGAUUUUAGAGCAACAUCCUCGGGUGAUAUCAUCUUUGGAUGCAUAUAUGGAUAAUGGAUUGCAAAAUUUAGAACUUCCUCUUAUCUGA
Arachis ipaensis is the source of this 702-nucleotide messenger RNA. NCBI's taxonomy places the organism in Eukaryota, Viridiplantae, Streptophyta, Magnoliopsida, Fabales, Fabaceae. The record is from RefSeq and is a predicted model, not a curated record.